UUCACACCGGUCCAGUUACAUCUGUUUUAGUGGGGGGGUUGUCUCGCCAAACCAAACCAAAUCUAGCUAGCUAGUCGGACUUGUGUCUUCUUGUCUGCUGUAUUUUGGUAGUAAUAUUAGCCGAAACAUUUAUUUGCUUUAUGUUAGAAGACAUAGGAAGUGUGUGUUCGGUGUAAAAGCAGAGGAAACCGGUCCAACUCACGAUGGAAGACUGCUUGCACACCUCUUCAGAGAACCUGUCUAAGUUGGUCCGCUGGGCCCAUAGUCACGGCACCAUCUGUGCUCUCAUCCCGAACCUCAAACACCUGCUUACCGAGGGUUCCCAUGGGAACCUGACCGCCAUGUGGGGUUGCGGCGCGGGCCACGCCUACCACUGGCCCCUCCAAGCCACCUGCAAGACGGGCCAGAAGGUUAUUCUGAAGGAGAGGGGGGGCUGCUACCAGGACAGCCGCAGCAUCAACUCAGACAGCCUCAGUCUCCAGGGAGGGGCUUCUGCCUGCCAGAGCAGCCCAGGAGGAGAGAGGUUUCUGGGCCGCUCCAGCGAGGCCAAGGGGGUCGACAGCAGCCAGACCCGGGACUCCUGCGACUUCUCCAACUGCAGCGACGACGACGACAACGCCGAGGCUGACGACAACGCCGAGGCUGACGACAACGCCGAGGCUGACGACAACGCCGAGGCUGACGACAACGCCGAGGCUGACGACAACGCCGAGGCUGACGACAAUCGCAACCUGUUUGAUAUCGUCUGCGAGUCUUCAGCCACGACGGACGAGGAUGGAGAUGCGGACUACGAGCCUCAUCACAGACCCAGGAAAAGGGGUCCCCUAGGGGGCAUGCCUGGCUCCCAGGGACCAUGGUCUGAGGACAGGGGACACGGGGACAAAUCAGUGAAGAAAAUAAAGCAGGAGACUGCUGAGGAAUAUUACACAGUGCCUAAAGCCCAGCUAGCAGCAGGGGGAUGUACCAACUCUGGCAUGACCUCUGACUCAGUCUCCCAGUCCCCAAAUCCUAAUAACUCUCUGUCCCAGUUAUCCCUGUCCCACACCUCACCACACAAGCCCUUCCCGAAGGCUGCAGACGGUUUGGGUGGUGGUGGUGUGUCGUCUCCGCUGGGGCACUCCUCUCAUCACAUACCCCUGCUAGCCAAACCGUUACGAGGCUCUGUCUCCAAGCACUCCUCCACGAUGAGCUCUGGUUCCCCCAGACAUCACGACUCGUCCUCUGUGUCAACCCAGUGCCUGAGAACCCUCCCUGGGGCGGCAAUUGAGCUGUCGGAGGACCUGCCGAAGCCUGGAGGAUCUGAGGGGCCAUUUGGGGACCUGACUCCCUCCUCUCCAAGUGGGAUGAACUCUGACCUGGACCUCCUGGGAGCAGAGACCAAAGGAGUGGCUACAGUGGGUCCGCCUCUCUAUGAGAUUGACCGUCUCCGAGCGUUGCUGAGUGUUGAGCGGAGCCGCAGGGAGCAGAUGGGAGAGACCAUCUCUAGUCUGAAACAGGACAAGGAGCUGCUGCAGCAGGAACUCACUAAGAAGGCUGAACUCAUCUGUGACUUCCUGCAAGACCAGCUACGACCAGAGAAAAGGUGCGGUCAUUCAUCCAGCCACAUGGAGGCGGGGCUGGGCAGCUCCACCCACAUGGGGGCGGGGUUCCCUGACGAGGGCGUGGUAUUCGAGAACUCGGCCCUGUUCGAAAGCUUUGAGGAAGUGGAGAUCCACCCACUUGACCGACACAGGGUGAUGAAGAGCUCCAAGAGGAGCAGAGAUGGAGAGAACACACGAGUCAGGAUGAAGAACGUGGUGGGCGUCAUCGCCAGGUACAUGGCGGCCCUGCAGGAGUUCAGACGCAGCGUCUCCAUGAAGGUGGCGUUCGACCGCGUGGGCGUCGACCGGAACACCAUCUCACGGACGGCGGCCAUCGCCGAGCUGAGCCUGGCUGCUCCGGAGGUGUUCCACGCCCUGCCGCCGUGGGACGAGAAGGAGGAAACGCUGGCUCACUACGCCCACCGCUGCCGGCAGGCCAUGGACGACACCAUCAGAGCCAAGAUCAAAACCAUGAAAACCAAGGGAGACCUGCUGCCUAUAGUCAGCAAAUAACACGGGACUGAGGGGGCGGCGUCCCACUGGGGACGGGACUGAGGGGACGUGGUAGAUCACCUGCUAGGUGUCAAAAUGAACGGCGGUGAUUCAACAGGUAGAAUCGUCUGGAAAUGAACCGGUAACGGCAGCCAAUAGAGACGGGACAGACGGACGUUCCGGUCGGUGCAUUUUUUUUUUGUCCUUAUGAUAGUCUGUCCCCAGAUCUGUCAAUUUGUGAUGUCCUCGCCCUGGGACCAGACUGGUCCUACGAUGGCCUGUGGUUGUCAUCGGGAUGUGAUUGGUUACCGAUGGCUUUUCAAAACAAGGGAUCUGUCCUUUAUGCUCCAUUCCACGUCUGUCCACCCCAACCACCAAUGAUAACACAGAAACACUAUGUAGGCUGCACACUGGACUGUCAUUAAAAAACACUGUUGUUCAUCAUUACUGUAAUGGUCGACUAUGUGACAAAUGAAUUCUGAUUCUUGGAUGAUGUGUAUAAUUUACUGUCUAGACUAAAGUUUAUUUUUGGAUUUGUC
This is a messenger RNA of Salmo salar (Atlantic salmon), 2611 nucleotides long. The record is from RefSeq and is a predicted model, not a curated record. NCBI's taxonomy places the organism in Eukaryota, Metazoa, Chordata, Actinopteri, Salmoniformes, Salmonidae.